Eucalyptus grandis is the source of this 1255-nucleotide messenger RNA. RefSeq names its product PRA1 family protein B3-like. The transcript has 2 exons. NCBI's taxonomy places the organism in Eukaryota, Viridiplantae, Streptophyta, Magnoliopsida, Myrtales, Myrtaceae. Gene Ontology annotation, biological process: vesicle-mediated transport. The coding region runs from base 168 to 836 and encodes 222 amino acids. The record is from RefSeq and is a predicted model, not a curated record. Gene Ontology annotation, cellular component: endoplasmic reticulum; Golgi apparatus.
CACAGGCCUUCGAGCGUCUCGCCAUUAUCAGAUCUCUCUCUGUGGCUCUCUCUCUCUCUCUGCUUGCGCGCUUCGCUGAAGAUCUCCGUCGAUCGUAGCCGCCGAGCCCUCCCUCUCUCCACACGCGGCCGUCGCCGUCGACGCCCGCCCCCCCCACGCGCCUCGCGAUGGCCUCGCCGCCGACCCUCCCGAUCUCCUCCCAGUCCUCCGCCGCGGCGGGGGGAGCCCAGUCGCAGGGCCAGGCGCAGCCGCCCAUCGCCACGCACGCCCUCCGCGCGUUCCUCUCCCGCCUCUCCUCCUCCGUCCGCCAGGGCCUCUCCCAGCGCCGCCCCUGGUACGAGCUCCUCGACCGCUCCGCCAUGGCCCGCCCCGACAACCUCACCGACGCCGCCUCCCGGAUCCGCAAGAACGCCUCCUACUUCAAGGUCAACUACAUCGCCCUCCUCGCCGUCGUGCUCGCCCUCUCCCUCGUCACCCACCCGUUCUCCCUCCUCGUGCUGCUCUCCCUCCUCGCCGCCUGGAUCUUCCUCUACCUGUUCCGGCCGUCCGAUCAGCCGCUGGUCGUCUACGGCCGCACGUUCUCCGACCGCGAGGUGCUGGGGAUCCUCGUCCUCCUGACCAUCGUCGUGGUGUUCUUGACCAGCGUCGGUUCGCUGUUGAUCUCCGCGCUGAUGAUUGGAGUCGCUAUCGUGUGCGCGCACGGUGCGUUCAGGGUUCCCGAGGAUCUGUUCUUGGACGAUGAGCAGCCUGCAAAUGCCGGAUUGCUGUCGUUCCUCAGUGGUGCCGCCUCGUCCGCUGCGGCAGCGGCUGCGCCGGCGGUUGCUGCACGUGUGUAGAGCUGAGUGGUAUAAUUCGAUCUUUGGGGCUGGUCAGGAAAUUCAACCUUAAAGAUCCACUUGGAUGGACUUCCAAUCGAUUUCCUAAUUCUCGGAAGCAGCAAAUUGCAUACUGAAUGGCAGGCGAAUCUGAGGCUGGAAUGAGGGAGGAAAAGCUAAUAGCUGCGCAAAAAUUGGAUUGCCAAGCUGAUUAAGCAGAAGUUUAGGAAUUCGGUCUGAAAUUUUGUUGAAGGGGUUGCUCGUGUUACCAGCAGUGGCUAGCCUCGUGUUGCCAAGCUGAUUGUAUUGGUGAAAGCUGUACUCAAGACUCUUAAUUCUUGUGUUUGUCAGCAAUUUCCAUGUCGUAUUCCUUCUGUUCUGGCCAACAAGGGGAAAGUGGAAAUUGCUUGGGUCGUUAUCCUACCAAGAGCUUCCAACAA